Molecule: messenger RNA, 684 nt
Organism: Colletotrichum navitas
Lineage: Eukaryota; Fungi; Ascomycota; Sordariomycetes; Glomerellales; Glomerellaceae
Exons: 2
Coding region: 1-684 (227 amino acids)
Biological process (GO): N-acetylglucosamine metabolic process
Cellular component (GO): cytoplasm
Source: RefSeq, a predicted model, not a curated record
AUGGACAUCGAGACUCUCAUCAAGAACGCCCCAUUCAGGCUAUCUGACGAGGACAUCAGGGUCUUGCGUGGCCGGUCCGAUAAGCCUGGGCCUCACACCUGGGAGGAGAUAAAGUCCGUGAUCGCUGCCGGCGAGAUGGGACAGCUCAGAAGAUCGCCUCAAGAUUUACGUAACUAUAUUGUGUGGCACGCCGAGAUUCGGAAAACCCAUGGGUCUGUGCUCGAAUAUGUUCGCCGUGAAAAGCUACGUUGGCCAAAGCAUAUCACUCCCUGUGAUGAUUUACCCUUCAGCCAUACCAACGACUGGAAGGUCAUCUGGAAUGAUUGGCCAUAUGAUGUAGCUGAUGGAAUCAUGCACUUGGUUGUAUGGUCCAAAUGUAGAAUAGAAGUGACCGCUGACUCGGGACUACCGACAGAGCGUAUGAAACACCUUAUUGAUAGCUUUCUAGACAGGGAAUUUGGAGAGACCUUGGGCUGUCGUAGGGGCCAAGACUUACUAUGGUUCAAGCAAAAGACAGCGUGGCAGAGCGUGAGAGGCUUGGAACAUAUACAUGUCCUGUUACUUAACGUUUCGCGAGAACGCGUGGAGAAAUUGGUUGGCCAGCAACAGUCUCAGACGCUUCGAGUACUUUGGACCAGGGAUGUAGCGAGCACAGAGACCCAAUUCAGUGCAAAGAUGAGCUGA